Molecule: messenger RNA, 1899 nt
Organism: Symbiodinium sp. CCMP2592
Lineage: Eukaryota; Dinophyceae; Suessiales; Symbiodiniaceae
Source: the annotation of a GenBank genome assembly
AUGAUGCUGUCUGCCCACCAGAAGAUGGUCCUCGGCCUUGCCUUCUCGGCACUGCUCAACCUGGCUGACUUCUACUCGGACGUAUUGGUGACCUUGGAGUACGGCUGCGUCAUCUCCAAUAGCCUGGAAGCAGCCUGCGGAGAGGAUGUAUUGCAGGUCAACAGCACGCAGAAUCUCACCGACGGUGCAGAGAUGACCCGAGCUGCCCCAGCCUGCACCCCCCACUACUGGUGGCUGGGGAUCUCCCUAACGAUCCUCAUUCCGGCGAACUGCGUCCAAGCAUUUAUGUGGACGGUGGUGAGCAGAUCUGGAUCUGUUGUGAGCAGAUCUGGAUCUGUUGUGGAUUUUGUCAUAGCAUUUUUGCAACUGUCGCCAUUUGUUGACCUCUACAAAUCCAUGAAUGGGGAGGCCAGCGAGUCCGACAAGAAGCCUAGAUCUGCAGUCUACAAAGACCUGGCUGCCAAAAUCUGCGAGAGCGCCCCGCAGACAUUCUUACAGGCCUAUGUCAUCUACAUCGUAGGAGCGCACACCGAUGUCCUCAAGCAGAUGAGCCUCGCCAUCUCGUUGGCGGCUAUCGGCUGGGGCCUCUCCGACCCCUCGAAUCCCGUUUGGAUUGGGCAAAAAGCAGUCUUGAACCAUCUCGAAGGCCGCUUCGUGCGGCGGUGCCUGAGCGGCGUCUAUCUGGCUCUCGACGUCGGCUGCCGGUCGGGGGCCUGGGCCAUGGCUUUCUCUGCUGGGCCACGGCCCUUUGGGAUCCUCGUGGCUAUUGCCGGCCUCUUGGUGGCCUACGUAGCCGCGGCAAUCGUGCUCCUCAGCCUGGCCGUCACUUCUUACGGUUUGUUCUGGUUGUUGAGCGUCUCUGGCUCUUACCUGCCGUAUGCACUGAUGAUUGGCCGCCAGCGGUACAUUCUUCGAUGCCGGCCUCCAUCCCGUCCAGGUAGAGCCUUCGCCAUCACAGAGGCCUCGGAGGUGUUUCAGUUUCAGGGCCUCCAGAGCUUCCUGGAACUGGACUUGAAGGGCUGGACCGAAGGGGGCUUCCUAGACGUAGACGUGGGUGGAUGGCACGGGAUGCCACCGAAGACACAGCUGAAGGAAGAGAAGAAGCCGAAGGAAGAGAGGGGAGAGCAGGCAUCUUCCGCGGCUUCCACGCGGAAUAGUUUUCGAGAGGCGAGGCAUUCCAUACCCGUUGGGAAUAGCUCUGUGGAUGCCUUGGUCUGCGUCGUGCAGGACAGCCCCAUCGGCGUGAUCGCGCUGCACCCAUGGGGGCCUCUCGGCGGAAGCAUGGCGGACCCGCAUCCGCACACAGUCUGCCGACUGUUUGGCACCGCAGGAUGUACUACGGUGAGGUUCAACUUCAGAGGUGGCAUCGGGAGUGGCGCGGGCUCCGUGGAGGAUGUAAAGGCAGUUGCGGCAUGGAUGACAAAGCCGAAUCCAUUGCCAGAGGCGGGCGGACGCAUCCUUUGCUCUCAUGUCUUGAUUGUGGGCUACAGCUACGGCUCAAUCAUCGGCGCAGCCGCCGCGGCGGAGAUUCCAUCGGUAAUCGGCUAUGCUGCGCUGGGACCUCCGCUGGACUACGGCUGGGCCCUGUACAUGUUUAAUGCGCAGAACCUCCGGGCACAGGCAGCUCGUUCUGCUGGAAAGCCCAAGCUGCUAGUGGUGGGGACGACAGACGAGUUUUGCUCCAUGAAGUCGUUCCAAGGCUUUGCCGACUCCUUGCCAGGGCCGAAAGAAAUGCACGUGAUUGAGGGCGCCAAUCAUUUCCAGCUCUACAGCUACCUCCCAGAGGCCCUGACGAAGUGGGUCAUUAGCGGCUUUAAGGUCCACAGUCUGGAGGAGUUUGCCGCGGGCAGGCACCUUGCAAAGCCAGAGGUGGCGCCUGCCGCCAAUCCGCCACCCUAA